ACCCACCUGUGCCCAGCAGUGCACCCACCUGUGCCACUCUGCAGUGCCACCUACCUGUGCCCAGAAGUGCCACCUACCUGUGCCCACCCACCUGUGCCCACCAGUGCCACCCACCUGUGCCCACCCACCAGUGCCGCCCACCAGUGCCGCCCACCAGUGCUACCAGUCAGUGCCACCAGUCAGUGCCCAGGGGUUGUGCCAGUCAGUGCCGUCAGUCAGUGCCCAGCAGUGAUGCCAGUUAGUGCCGUCUAUCAGUACCCAUCAUCAGUGUCACCUAUCAGUGCCGCCUAUCAGUGCUGCCUAUUCGUGCCACCUCAUUAGUACUGCCUAUCAGUGCCCUUUAG
Messenger RNA from Staurois parvus, 344 nucleotides. Lineage: Eukaryota; Metazoa; Chordata; Amphibia; Anura; Ranidae. The record is from the annotation of a GenBank genome assembly.